CCAUGCCGAGCCUGCUGGUGCUCGCAGGGAUCAUGGAGAAAAACGGGGGCUACGGCGCCGAUCUGGCCGGCUCCGGCUUCGGGAGCGAGGCGGGUCUGCUGGGGCCCCCCGACGACGACGAGGACGACUCCCGAGCCCUAAGGGUCGCGCUCGGCCAGCUGUCGCUCCUGGGGCUCGGCGAGGGCGAGGACGUUGGAGGAGGUGGAGGUGGAGGAGGUGGUGGAGGUAAUGUUGUUAUCGGCGGUGGUGGCGCUCCGGCGACCGGAGUGCAAGACCGGAGCAACAACAACAACAACCACCACAAUAGUGCAGGAGGAGGAAUUGGAGGAAUCGGUGGAAUCGGAGGCGGAGGGGACGCGUCGAUCCUCCAAGGCAAGAGCAAGUUGUGCGCCCUGUACGAGAGCUCGUCCGGGGAGCCCAAAGGACGCGGCUGCAACAUCACCGAAUGCGUCCCGGUGCCCAGCUCCGAGCAUGUGGCCGAGAUAGUGGGCAGGCAAGGUUGCAAGAUAAAAGCCUUGCGGGCCAAGACCAACACCUACAUCAAAACACCCGUGCGAGGCGAGGAGCCUGUGUUCCUGAUCACCGGCCGCAAGGAGGACGUGGCCCUCGCCCGCCGUGAGAUCAUCUCGGCAGCCGAGCACUUCUCCAUGCUGCGGGCGUCGCGCAACAAGCUGGGCGUGUCCUUUAGCGGCUCCCCGCCUACCCCGCUCCCGGGCCAGACCACCAUCCAGGUGAGGGUGCCGUACCGAGUGGUGGGGCUGGUGGUGGGCCCUAAAGGUUCCACCAUCAAGCGCAUCCAGCAGCAGACGUGCACGUACAUCGUCACCCCAAGCCGGGACCGGGACCCUGUCUUUGAGAUCACGGGGUCGCCCAGCAACGCCGAGCGAGCCCGCGAGGAGAUCGAGGCGCACAUCGCCUUCCGGACAGGAGGCCUGCACGACCACAACAACGAGAACGACUGCCUGGGACCCAAUGGCGGGAGCAGUCCCGCAGGGAGCAGCAGCAGCGGGGGCGGCGGCCUGGAGAGUCGACUCCAGCAAGUGUGGGGCCUCCAGGGAGGCCAGCGGAAACCUCUCACCAGCAGCUACCGGCAAAACUUCUCCGAUGGCCUCGGUGGAGGAGGAGGAGGAGGAGGAGGAGGAGGAGGAGGAGGGGGUGGCGGCGAGGGUGUCGGGAUCUACAAUAAGGGCAACUUCUCCAGCUCUGAGAAGCCCUGCUCCUUUUUUGGUUCUGAGGGCACCCAGAGUUGGGGCGACCCAGACUACCCCAAGCAGAUGGCUUUCUACGCUCAGCAGCGAUCCAAGAGUUUCGGAGGGCUCCCGCUGCCCCUCACCAGACUCUCGCCGGGGCUCCCGGAGCCGCCCGCUAACUCGUCCGUCACCGGCAUGGUGUCGGGGUCGCCCCACGCGCAGGCUCGCCGUGCCCACAGUGAGCCCACCUCAGUGGGGGAGGGCGGCUUUCCCGGGCGGCUCCCCGUGCCGGACUCGCCGCCGGCCGUGCGGGACUGCAUGACCUGCUUUGAGAGCAAAGUGACGGCCGCCCUGGUGCCCUGUGGCCACAACCUCUUCUGCAUGGAGUGCGCCAUACGAAUCUGUGAGCUCAACCACCCCGAGUGCCCCGUGUGCCACACGCAGGUCUCGCAGGCCAUCCGAAUAUUCUCCUAAGGAACCAUGUCCCCUUUUUAGCCAGUUUUUUUGGUCUCUCGUUUGUCGGUCGGCUAAUUAGUUGCUCUUAUUACAGUUGUUAUUCUUCUUCUUAUUCCUAUUGUUGCGAUACGUUUUUCAUUUUUCAGAAAAAUUUUAAAACAAACAAGCAGCUAUUUUAGAAGGCACUGCUUGCUUUACUAAAAUGUAUAAGAAAUAUUUUUCAGUUUUUCUUUUAUAUACAUAUAUAUGCAUAUAUAUUUUAUAAAAGUUUUGUUUAUAAGAGAAGUAUAGUACCUUUUCAGGUUUUGAUUUGUUCAGUUUUUCGUUUUUUUUAAUGAUAGGACUGCUACUGUUAUUCCUGAACGCAGAAUCACAGUGUAGGCCGACAUAAUGUGAACAUUUUAAUUAUUAUUCCAAUUUUUUUAUUUUGUAUUAUCAUGUUACCAUAAGGUAGGUUUAUAUGGAAAGAAGAUGGUUCAACUCACACCGCACCAUACAAUCAUCUCGGGUCUAAAAUAGGGUUGUCAAUCACACUUUUUUGAUGGCAAAUGAAUACUUUUAUUGUGCUUUGACAAUAGAAAAUGUGAAUAGAUUUUAGUCAAAGCACUUCUCCCGUACUUAUACUCUUCUUCUUUUUUUUUUUUUUUUUUUUUGGGUAGGACAUCACACUAUUUAUUCUCCAUUUUAUCGGUGCCAUUGUUCGAGGCGCCGGCUCCUAAAAUGACCGAAUCUCAACGGGGUGGUCAUUGAUUACGCAUGGCUCGCUGUAAUCUUCUGAAAAGACUCAGUCUUCCCGCCUUCCCCUCGUAGCUUAAAGCACUGAUUUAAUUUGCCCAGCAACCCCCCCAGCCCCAAAGAGCCUUUGGAAUCAGUCCAGUUGGCCACGACCAACCCCCUUAACGCCGCUCCGAGCCACCACCUUUUUGUUAUUAAUACUUUUGUCGCUAGACAAUGUGAGCAAACCUCACGCAAAUAAGAAGACGGUAAUUUUUUUGUAUCAGGCGUCGAGCUGGAGCAGGUGUGUGAAUAUCUUGUCUGACCCCCCCCCCCGGACUGCUUACAGUGUGACUGCUUACAGUCCCUCCCUUGGACUGAGGGGCGUUAUUGUCUGGGGGUGCUCGGACAGCGGGGCCUGGCAGGCACUCUUUUAAUAAUUACGCAAAUGGGCCGGUCCAGGUGUGGACCGGAGGGGAGAAUUAAACCUAAAAUUUCCCCGCCCUCCAUUGCACCCCUCCCCCCAACCCAUCUUUUGUCUACCCCAACGUACAAGAUUUGAAAGCUACAAUGUUGAUGAAAAUCAUGUGGCCAUGUUAAAAAAAUGGCCCUAUCACAUGAGGUGUAGUGUGACCCCCCCGCCACCCAACUCCCUGCCUCGCGCCCUUAGCGUAGUCCCACUCCCCUCUCUCUCACACACACCAACUGUGAAAUUCAAACAGGGUUUACGUGACAGAUCCAAAUAGGCCAACCCGCCGACCCCUCCCUGGCUACUGUAAGGGACACCCAGCAGCUGCCCCUUCACUAUGGACAAUGGGGCCCCAGCCAAUAGUAGACACCCCCCCGCCCUAGUGUGAAUGAAAUCAGAAUUGUAAUUGACAGGAAAGCGAAGGAAACGCCCCAUUUAACCGGCACUCACGCGGAAUCAAAUUACGCUCGGGCCCGAGCUUAAGGGGGGAGUACAUUGGGAGGGAGGAUGCACGGGUUAGGGUAAGG
Molecule: messenger RNA, 3356 nt
Organism: Phycodurus eques (leafy seadragon)
Lineage: Eukaryota; Metazoa; Chordata; Actinopteri; Syngnathiformes; Syngnathidae
Gene: mex3a
Product: mex-3 RNA binding family member A
Exons: 2
Coding region: 3-1664 (553 amino acids)
Molecular function (GO): RNA binding
Source: RefSeq, a predicted model, not a curated record